Porites evermanni is the source of this 1234-nucleotide messenger RNA. The record is from the annotation of a GenBank genome assembly. NCBI's taxonomy places the organism in Eukaryota, Metazoa, Cnidaria, Anthozoa, Scleractinia, Poritidae.
AUGCUGCUGACACAUGAUCAUGAAACACAAAAUAAAUUAUCAGAGAAAAAUCAGCAACUUGUCCCACUUUUCACGGUAACUAUCAUUAUUAAGUUAUAGAUGAGUACUCUGUGGUUAUUAGAAAGUGAGUAGCAAGAAAAGUACUCAAUUACCAAGUUUGCUAUAAUAAUCUUAUAUAUUCAUUUCUCAUCAAUCUCAAUCUCAUAUUUUAAAGUGCCCAUCACCUAAAAUUUUAUAUUUUCUUAUCUGAAACUAUACCUUAUUGAAAUGACUUCUGCGAAAAAAUUUUGCGGUUUGAACUAAACGCGAUUUUUUUACCAAUUUUUGAAGUCUACGUUUUCGCAGUACACUUGCGCCGCUGAUCAUGCAAACUAGCAAGCUCACAUAUGACGUCGUGUGGUGUAAAUUAAGGAACUCGCAUUACCUUGCCUUCACCAGCUGUACACAAAAAAGAUAAAUUUCAAGUAAGGAUUGAAUCACAAUGUCUUCAUAAGAAGAAAGUUUUUCUGAAAAAGAAAAACCUAUCAGAACUCUUAAUGUUUUCCUGUCGAUAAGGUCACGUGCCCAAAUGGCAGCAAAUUUGAACGUUUUUAAAAAAUUCUCGAAAAAUCAUCUUUGGCUCAAAUCGCAAAAUUUUUCCUCAGAAGUUAUUUUGAUAAGGUGUAGUUUCAGAUAAGAAAAUAAAAAAUUUUAGGUGAUAGGCACUUUAAAGUACACACAAGCCACAAGGCCCACACUAACAGUCAGGUUCUACUGAGGUUCUGUUGUGAACCUAUAUACUGUUAGUAUUACAGUAUAAAACUGGGUUAAGGCAUUUCCAGGACAUUGGUGGCAUUGUUAUGCAAUGUUUUAGAGGGCAGUAAUUGUUAUAGCAGGGUUCUUAACUAGAUGCUAAAAGCUAAACUGCACAAUAACUAUGCAGGGUGCAUAGUGUUACCUGUGAGCCUUAUCUGUAUAAUCUUAUAAAUUGCCAUAAAAAGCAUUAAUGAUGGUAUUUUGUAAUGUAACACUAAAAUGAACAAAUCUACACUUUAACUUAACUACACAAAAUAAUAAUAUAAAAGAGCUCUUUAAUUUUAGUUGCCUCUUAUUAUUAUCACUAAGUUAUGAUGAUGAUGAUUAUUAUUUAAUUGUUGUAAUUUCUUUAAAAUUUGUAUUUCAGGCAUCAAUGCCUUGUCUAGAAACCAUCAAACCAAUAUAUCAUGACAUGAAGAAGAUACUUGGAACAAGAUAA